GCACUCUACUUUUUUAUCACUCUAGAAAUUUGAAUGUUCAGCGAGAGGUGGCGAUGAGGACCAAAUCCAAGGGAUUGUCAGGUGAACAGGGUGAACAGUUGAGUUUUGUCAAAAUAAAACAUUAUUUUUUCGUAUUUUUUUAGCCAGUUGAGUCCCUUUAUUGCUGUAGAUUCCUGUGAGCAGCUUGAGUAGUUUUGUAUCUUUUUGUAGGGAGUGAGUUGUGGGUCAUUUGUUCUCUCGAUAAUUAAUUGUAUCUUGAUUGAUGACUCAUGUGUUGAGUUCGUCUCGCUUAUGAACAACAUUCAGUCUGUACAUUGACAGCUAGAUCUCCAGCCUAGAUCUCCAGCAUCUGCACAGCUACAUGUGCCAGCGUUAUUUUUUGUUUACCUGUGGUUUUUAUUAUCCAGCAAGACGGGGGCCGAACAGUCAGCAAUGUCCGUCUCACAGAUGGAGAAGAAUUUAUUUAAUCUGAAGUUCGCUGUGAAGGAGCUGGAGCGAAACUCAAAAAAAUGCGAGAAAGAGGAGAAAGUGGAGAAAGCCAAGGUGAAGAAAGCCAUUCAAAAGGGUAACAUGGAGGGUGCGAGGAUACACGCUGAGAAUGCAAUUCGCCAAAAGAAUCAGGCCCUGAAUUAUCUGAGAAUGAGUGCCAGGGUGGAUGCAGUUGCCAGCAGAGUGCAGACUGCCCUCACCACGAGAAAAGUCACCCAAUCGAUGGCUGGUGUUGUCAAGGCCAUGGAUGCAGCUAUGAAGUCCAUGAAUCUUGAGAAAAUAUCGAAUCUCAUGGACAAGUUCGAAAGCCAGUUUGAAGAUCUCGAUGUCCAGAGUUCGUACAUGGAAAAUGCCAUGUCACAGACGACUACAACGAAUGUUCCUCAGGCUGAUGUUGACUCGCUGAUGCAGCAAGUCGCUGACGAGGCCGGGUUGGAGUUGAAUAUGGAGCUUCCAUCUGGGCAAUUAGGAAGCAUUGGCACCUCGACAGCUGUCAGUCAGGAACAGGACGAACUCACACAGCGACUGGCGCGCUUACGCGAGUAGCACCUGUCAAUUUAUCACUGAUAACUCAUUCGAUCCAAAUACACCGUGAGAAAGAAUAUACCUUUACUCUGUAAUAUAAUAUAUUAUUUUAUCGAGGAACUCUAACAUUAAUGCUGCAUUGUAUUGUCGAUUACUUUCGAGGGCGAAUAGGGUUUCUUAGGCUGUUAACCCUUUUGUAUUCUCACAAACCAAAUGGAAAGGCUAGGUAUGCCCGAUAUUCCGUGAAAAACAAAAUCCGGGGAUCUUGUAUAAAAUACAAUUAAACUGUUUGAUUUGCUUGA
Messenger RNA from Fopius arisanus, 1316 nucleotides. RefSeq names its product charged multivesicular body protein 1 (gene Chmp1). Lineage: Eukaryota; Metazoa; Arthropoda; Insecta; Hymenoptera; Braconidae. The record is from RefSeq and is a predicted model, not a curated record. The transcript has 3 exons. Gene Ontology annotation, biological process: protein transport; endosome transport via multivesicular body sorting pathway; late endosome to vacuole transport. Gene Ontology annotation, cellular component: multivesicular body; ESCRT III complex. The coding region runs from base 433 to 1035 and encodes 200 amino acids.